Messenger RNA from Funneliformis mosseae, 2079 nucleotides. Lineage: Eukaryota; Fungi; Glomeromycota; Glomeromycetes; Glomerales; Glomeraceae. The record is from the annotation of a GenBank genome assembly.
AUGAGCCAUAAAGAAAAACAAGAAAAUCAACAAAGUUCGCUGGAACCCGAUAAUGAUGUUGAAAUGCUUGAUUAUGACCCUUCUGACCCUUCUGGAUCGAAUUCUCAAUCAUUUUAUGAAGAUAAUAAGCGACAAAAUGAAGGUUGGAUCAACGGAAAAGAAAUUAUGGAGAGGUUCAUACGAGAAACCCAAUAUCAAACGUUUUAUGAAUUUAAAUGGAUAAAUUAUAAUAGGUUGAAAGACGUCGUGUAUGAUGAAAGCAAAGGAUAUUAUGUAGCACUUUUGAUAGACGAAAAUAUCGAACUUGGACAAAACAAUAACAUUAAAGUUGGGUUGCAAUGCAUCAAAGAGGAGAAACUUUCUGAAGUUCUUUCACAGAUAAAGAAUUAUCUACGGAUUAGAAAUAAUGUUGUUAGAUUGUUUGGAUUUUCCUUAAAUCCGGAAUCAAGUGAAUAUAUUUUAGUUAUGGAAGAUGGGAAAGGCCUGGGACAAUAUUUGAAAGAGAAUAAAUUAGAUUUGAAUAAAAAAUAUAAAAUGAUGAAGGAAAUAGUAAUCGGAUUAAAAAAUAUUCACGAUACAAACAUUAGUUUAGGAUAUUUUAAUUCAAACAAUAUUUUAAUAGACGAUUUUAAUAACGCAAGAAUUUCUAUUUUUAUCAAUUUCAGACAAGGAUCGAAAAUAGUUUAUGUCGCACCCGAGAUUUUAGGGGAUAACAAAGUUAGUCAAACAUCUAAUAUAUAUUCACUUGGAAUGGUUUUAUAUAAUAUUAUUUUUGAAAAAGAACCAUUUUACGAAUUUCCAAGAAGUAUCAAUAAUGAGGAUCGACCACUGUUUAUCAGAGACAUUCCACCUUUACUCAAGGAAUUAAUUACCAAAUGUUGGAACACAGUUCCUUCGGAUCGUCCUACGAUUAAUGAAGUGGUAGAUUUUUUUUCAGACGAAUUCAUAUUUGAUUUUGAUCCCUCCCAUAUCAAACAAAUUGUCAAUCGAGUUGUUUCGUCAGAGCAAACCAGUAAUAUACUUGAGCAAGCAACGAGUUCGGAAAAUUUUCAUAAUACUAGAUAUAAUGAAACCCCUGAACAAGAUUAUAAUUAUCAAGAAAUUGACAAAUCAUUUCAAAACGGAAUCAUUUUUGAUCCCAAUAAGCAUAACAAUAAUAUAUUUUCCGAAAAUUCCAUAUCGAUAUAUAGAUCAUUACCUCAAAAUUAUUUUAAUAAUGAAUUUAACAAUGGUCCAGUUAAUUUUAGUAAUCCUAGGGAUAGAUUAAAUCAUCAAGAUGAUGGAUUUAAAUUUGUUGACGAUGAGUUCAAUAAAAUUGACAAAAGUCAAAUAACUAACAUACGAAAGUUUGAAAAUUGUCAAAGUAAUAUUAGGUCGGCAACGAUGGUAACGGGCAAAGAAGUUAUUAUUAAGAAAUUACAGAAAUUACAAAAUGAAAAAUCGUUAUUGGUACGAAAAAAAUUGAAUUUUUGGACCAAAGCAUGUAGAAAAUCCAACAUUAUUGAAUGUUUAGGAAUAUUUGAAGAUGAAGAUUGCAACGCUUUUUUAAUAAUACCAUUUGCUCUUGAAGGUAAUUUAAGGAGUUAUUUAAAAAACAAAGAAUUUUCUUUAAAGAAAAAGGUUGGCAUUGCAAUAAACAUUGCAGACGGCAUCAAAUUUUUACACAUAAAAGAUAUCAUCCAUGAAAAUUUAGUAAGAAUGGCACAAAUCUCGGACUUGCCAUUACCAUAUGAAAAAAACAAAUCCGUUUUUUUUGAUCAACAAUUUUUUGACAAUAUCGGAUACAUCGAUCCAUCUUCAUUAUUAAAUGAAGAUUUUGAAAAGAAUAAAUCAAUGGAUAUUUAUAGUUUUGGAAGUUUGCUGUGGGAAAUAUUAAGUGGUAAAAUUCCAUAUUCAAAGAAUAAAGACGAAGGUAUUUUAAAAUUGGUUCGCAAGAUCAAAGAAGAUGGCUAUAGAGAACACAAAAUUAUUAAUGCUCCUGAAAAAUAUAUUGAACUUUAUGAGAGUUGUUGGGAUGGGAAGUCGUCAAAUAGGCCAACAAUUGAAAUGGUUUAUGAUAAACUUUUACAUAUUUUAUGA